This is a messenger RNA of Clonostachys solani, 648 nucleotides long. The record is from the annotation of a GenBank genome assembly. NCBI's taxonomy places the organism in Eukaryota, Fungi, Ascomycota, Sordariomycetes, Hypocreales, Bionectriaceae.
AUGUCUCAUGAAGGAUACAAUGGGGGCCUGAUCCCCACUAUAGCUUAUGCCGAGGAUGGGAUAACUAUCGGGGACGAGGGCGCUGUGCGGCGCCAGGUUGUCGAGAGUACGCUAGCCUGGCUGCAGAGAAAUAACCCUCACUACUGGGACGUUGAGGUUGACGAGGCAGAGAUGGUUGGCUGGGGAGCCCCGCCCCACGAUGGAUACGCAGCAGAGUCCUGGAUUGAUUAUGCUGUUUCAGCCGAGGUUUCUCCAGACAUUGUUCAAGCCACAGUUGGAUUUUUACGAGACGAAACAACAUUUCAGCGAUGGGCUCAAUUAUAUCAAGCUGAUAGGCCAUGGGACCAUAAACCAGGGCCUCCCGGAGCAUCCGGACUAUAUUAUGUCUCUCUAGGCGGACUUGUGGGCACUGCAAGAAAUAUAACGACAGAGGGGGCCGAUGUCAACGCACAAGGCGGCAAGCACGGCAAUGCUCUACAAGCUGCCUCAUAUAAGGGCCACCAAGAGGUAGUGCAGCUGCUUCUUGACAAAGGUGCCGAUAUCAACGUGCAGGGCGUCCCCGGGGAGGUAGCUGGCAUGGCCGACCUUGAUUACCAGGUCGCCGCCAGAUUUUACUUCAGUCUGCCCCAUCUCGAAUAUCUUGCCUAG